Propithecus coquereli (Coquerel's sifaka) is the source of this 1779-nucleotide messenger RNA. RefSeq names its product coiled-coil domain containing 79 (gene TERB1). The transcript is spliced from 14 exons. Gene Ontology annotation, biological process: meiotic attachment of telomere to nuclear envelope; homologous chromosome pairing at meiosis. The record is from RefSeq and is a predicted model, not a curated record. Bases 1 to 1779 code for a protein of 592 amino acids. Lineage: Eukaryota; Metazoa; Chordata; Mammalia; Primates; Indriidae.
AUGGAAAGCGAGGACACAAAGAACAUACAAGAAAUGAAGACUGACCUGAACUUACUGUUGGAGUGUCUAAAGUAUCAAAUGGACAACCCUUUUUCACAAAAGGAAGCUUUGGUCACUAUUCAUUCAAUUUGUCAACAAAACAGUAAUGCAAGUAUUUAUUUUCGGGAAAUUGGUGGUUUGAUGUUUGUAAAAAAUCUUGCAAAAUCAAGUGAACAUAGCGUGGUAAAAGAAGCAGCGUUAUAUACCUUAGGAGCUGUUGCAGAAAAAGAUGGGACCGGACAAACACUUGUGAGAGAAACAGGUUGUAUUACAGUUCUGUCACGGUUGUUCAGGACAGUUCUUUCAAAAUAUGAGUUGAAUUUGUUAGAUAAAAAUGUUUUCCAGAAUUAUCAAUUGUGGUCUUCAGUGUGUAGUACUCUGUGUGUUUGUGUCAACAAUCCUCAAAAUGAUGAAAAUCAAUUGUUUUGCUGUUCGCUUUUUCCACAUGCUAAUGAGUGGCUAAUAAAUUGCAUGAAACCUGAGAUAAUUCGCCCAGUUUGCUCAUUUAUUGGACUCACUCUUGCAAAUAACAAGGAAAAUCAGUAUGACCUUUUUAAAAACAAUGGACUUCCACUCAUGAUACAAGCCUUAACUGAAUCUCAGAGUGAGGAACUAAACAAAGCUGCCACAUUUGUGCUUCACAACUGCAAAAAAAUUACUGAAAAAUUAUCUCUAAGUCUAGGAGAAUAUCCUUUUGAUGAAAAUGAAACAGAACAAUUAAAGGAUGUAAAUGUGAAAGAAAAGAAUCUUGAAGAGCACUGGAAGAAAGCAAAAGAAAUUCUACACAGAAUAGAACAGCUUGAAAGAGAAGGCAAGGAGGAGGAAAUACGAAGAGAAAAAUAUAAGGAUGAUAUUUCAUCUGUGAACAUAAAUAUUCAGAAUACAUUGAAAGGUCUCCAUGCAAAUAAUAUUGGUCAAGGUAGCAAAGCAGAAGAUAAAGAUAAAAGCCAUUCUAAACAGAUUCAGAGUUAUAAAUCCUAUGGAAUCAUGUCUAAAGCAUGUGCAAGUGAUGACCAAACGAAGACUCCGUUAAAGAGUGCAAAUCCAGUUAAUACUUGUUAUAGGGAGAGUGAGCAAAGUAAGACUUUAUGUAAAGCCAAUUCAAGCUGCAACCAAAACCUACAUGAAGAAACAACUGCUGAAAAAAAGAAUUUUGUUUCUCAAUCAAGUGACCAUGUUUUUAAACAUCCAACUCACACUGCCAAAGAUAGAAAGCAGCAGUUACCAGUAACAGAUCCAUUUACAUUAUGUUCAGAUAUAAUAAAUAAAGAAGUAAUCAGUUUUCUAGCAACUGAUACUGACAAUUCUUCCAAAAUGCUGAAGUAUAGAUGCUCAGGUUGCAUAGCAGUAGGAAUAUCACUGAAUAGCCGAAAUUUUAGCAAGCUCUUGCAUUCUUGCCCAUACCAAUGUGAUCGUCACAAAGUCAUUGUGGAAGCUGAAGACAGAUAUAAAAGUGAACUAAGGAAAUCACUUAUCUGUAACAAAAAAAUUCUGCUCACCCCACGUAGAAGACAAAGACUCAGUAAUGAAUCUACUACCUCUGGAGGAAUAAAAAAAAGAAGAAUUCGUAAAAACUUUACCAAAGAAGAAUUGAAUUACCUUUUCAACGGAGUUAAGAAAAUGGGCAAUCAUUGGAAUUCAAUUUUGUGGUCUUUCCCCUUUCAGCAAGGACGAACGGCUGUGGACCUUGCUCAUAAAUACCACAAUCUGACCAAAGGCCCCAAUUGUGCGGCUCCUUGA